AUGCAGUCCACCGUCUCCACUGCUUCCUCGACCUACUCUGUAUCCACCAAGCCGCAUCCAAAAUUUUCCCGACAAGAUGCGCGACUAAUGGCGCUCGGUGAUGGGGUUUCAGGAUUUGUCGAACUCUUUCAGCACAAGUCCGGUUUCCUUUACGCGGUCAAGACAUACCAUUGCAAAGAGACGUACGAACUGCGGAGCGAGUACAAGACACGAGUGCUUUACGAGUAUCACCUUCUUGCCAAGCUUGACCAUCGCAAUAUCAUCAAAGUGUUCAAGUAUGAUGUAUCGCUCUCGGGCAACACCGUCAAGUUCUACAUGGAUGCUGGCUCUGCCAACUUGGCCCAGCUCAUUCGAGUGAUACCCAAGCACAAGUACAACCAGAACGAGAUGUUGUGUAUUUGGCGACAGAUUGUCGCUGGGGUAAACUAUUUGCAUGAUCGAGGAAUAUGUCAUCGAGAUUUAAAACUAGAAAAUGUCGUGUUUGACAUUGAUCAUUUCCAAAUCAAGAUUAUUGAUUUCGCCACCGCUGAUGAGAAGGAAGUAUGUAUAGGGAUAGUAGGAAGUGAGAUAUAUCUUGCACCUGAGACGUACACGUCGAUAAAGUAUCAUGGAACCAAAGUCGAUGUGUGGAGUGUGGGGAUUAUUUUAUUCUACUUGUGGAAUAGGAAAUUCCCGUGGAAGUCAGCAAGAUGGAACGAUCCCGAGUAUAAAGAGUUCCAUGCGGAGUCUGCACGACCGGAGUCUGAUCAAGCGCUGACCACUAUCCAUUUGAAACAAUCAGUGCUUCAACAUUUGCCCGUGGCUCUGCAUGCACUCACGAGUCAAAUAUUUGAAUGCAACCCGGAGACACGCAGUUCCAUAGCUGACUUCUACAAAGACACUUGGUUUACUCUGAUUGGGUUCUGUGACGGGGUAAACUUGUGCGGCAUUGAUCACCAUAUAAACUUUAACCCGGACAAGGUCAAAGUUUGA
This is a messenger RNA of Spathaspora passalidarum NRRL Y-27907, 972 nucleotides long. RefSeq names its product Prr2p (gene PRR2). The transcript has a single exon. The record is from RefSeq and is a predicted model, not a curated record. NCBI's taxonomy places the organism in Eukaryota, Fungi, Ascomycota, Pichiomycetes, Serinales, Debaryomycetaceae. Gene Ontology annotation, biological process: intracellular signal transduction; protein phosphorylation. Gene Ontology annotation, molecular function: protein serine/threonine kinase activity; ATP binding. The coding region runs from base 1 to 972 and encodes 323 amino acids.